GUUGAGUAUUUUUUUUUGCCUGAAGGCACUUUCUGCAUUCUUCUUUCCGUAAAGAGGAUAAAGCUAUCUCAUCAUCAACCUCAGACCCACUUAUAGCCAAGUUCUCAAUGUGGUGUCCAACACAAGUGAUGGGGUCGGAGAGUCUUCAAAUGAACGGAUUCACCUGGAUCGAGCUAUAAAGGACAGCACUCCAAAGCCCAUCAUCAUUCUGUUCUCCAAUUAGCAAGCAAAAGUUUUGUCCAAAAGCGUUUGGACAUGGGCCGCGUGGUUCCGACUUCCCGGCUUUUGUCUGGAUCAACACAGCUGCUACUGAUGGUGCUGAUGCUGGCCACGGUCGCAAGAGUUGCAAAUGGUUGUUCCAUAUCAGGAUUGCAGGUCGGCGAGACGAGUGACACAAGCAUCACAAUCACAUGGACGAACAACAGCUCUGUCAACAGCUACACCUUCGAAUUGUACGACAACGUCCAAAACGCAUCCUCAAACUUCAGCACAGAUGGGAGCGCCUCCAACUUCACAUUCACGGGGCUGGUUGCGGGCAGGUCGUACAGAAUCCAUGUCACACUCGGCUGCUUCGGCUUCAGCAACUAUUAUGGCGAAGUGAACGCCCAAACAAAUAUGUCAAUUCGGCUCGCUGGGAAUGCCACCACAUGUCAGGGCCGGGUUGAGGUGUUCUACAAUGGCGAGUGGGGCACGGUGUGUGACGACUUCUGGAGCCCACAGGAUGCCAAGGUCGUGUGUCGUCAGCUGGGUUGUGGGCUCACUGCGUUUGCCGUGUCAUUGGCUUACUUUGGAUUGGGCAAUGGCCGUAUCUGGCUCGACGAUGUUCAGUGCUCUGGUUACGAGACUCGGCUUUCCGACUGUAGUCAUCCUCCCUGGGGGAUUCACAACUGCGGCCACAAUGAAGAUGCAUCAGUCAUCUGCUUGCAAGUGCCAAGUUACACGGUUUUAACCAUCACGAACAAGACUUCCACGACCAUGACAGUCUCAGGGACGACUUCUCUCCUGGAAUUGUUCUUCUACCGGGCCUACUUGCGAGAGACUGCGAGUGGAAACUUGGUUACAACAUUCCCGAUUUACUCAACCACGGCAACAUUUACUGGCCUGAUUCCUGGAAGAAACUACUCCGUGUCUGUGGAGGCUUCCAAUACAACCUUUUCAUACCGGUCAGAUGUGGUCACGGACAGAACUUUGCCUCCACAAGUCAAUGUCACCGUCAUCGUCAACAGCUCUGCAGCCAUGAUGGUCUCAUGGGUGGCUCCUAUUUCAGAUAUUGACUACUACAGAGUCUACUUAAAUGAAACUAACAACGCAUCAGUAGCAUAUCACUUCAAUUUUUCCUCCAAUGUUACAACGCAGCGCUUUUUUGGUUUUGUUCCUGGUAGAAGUUACCAGAUAUCUGUAACAGCAUACAGUGGCAUGAACUCCCAAUCAUCAGCCAUCGUUACUAAAAGGAGCUUGCCUCCACAAGUCAAUGUCACCGUCAUCGUCAACAGCCCUACAGCCAUGACGGUCUCAUGGCUGGCUCCUAUUUCAGAUGUGGACUACUACGUGGUAUACUUAAGUGAAACGUACAAUGCAACAGCAGUGAUGAGCUUCAUUUUGUACUCCAAUAUUACAACACAAGCAUUUACUGAUCUGGUCCCUGGUAGAAGUUAUAAUGCUUCUGUAACCGCGUACAGCGGCAUCAACUCCCAACCGUCAGCCAUUGUCACAAGCAUAACCUGUAAGUAUAUGCAUUAUUUAUAAUCAGACAAUUAUGUCGGUGAGCACCAAAGAUGAAACACGUUUUCACAAUCAAGAACAAUCACCAUAAAUAUAAUCCAUGUUUUUAUUACAAUACAUUUGUAAACAGCCAUAAUGUAUUGUUGUUUUUGAUCCACGUUAAAAAUAAUUGAAUCAUGAAUUCCAAAAUAAAUAGUCAUUAAAUUAUAAUACAUUGCAUGAAUAUACAAAGUUUAUUGUAUAUUCAUGCUUGUGUUGCGAUCAAAACGUCGUGAUUUGUUUAAUUUUAUUUUAUAUCUAA
Molecule: messenger RNA, 2023 nt
Organism: Petromyzon marinus (sea lamprey)
Lineage: Eukaryota; Metazoa; Chordata; Hyperoartia; Petromyzontiformes; Petromyzontidae
Product: receptor-type tyrosine-protein phosphatase beta-like
Biological process (GO): angiogenesis; peptidyl-tyrosine dephosphorylation involved in inactivation of protein kinase activity
Cellular component (GO): membrane; signaling receptor complex
Molecular function (GO): cadherin binding
Source: RefSeq, a predicted model, not a curated record